GAACGCACCACUAUAUCACCUGCAGCCAGCAGGGGUUCAAUGCAAAUGGGCGGCGUUUCAUAUUGGACAAGCAGGAACUCUCUGGCUGCCAUUCAGCUUGUAUUAUCCGGCUGUCGGUGCGGCAACGACCCCCAGCAGCAUGGCAGUGUUGACGUUUAGGUGUGAGUUCAUGUCCUGGUUUUCGGAGUACUGAGGCUUUUCUGCGUGUAGUGACUCCGGCCUGCCGUCCCGAGCGCCGCCUGCAUUGAUAGAUGCCUUGGCCAAGAUGAGCGUGAAGGCUUUUGAGCUAGUCCCCGCUGUGGAGCGAGAUCUCCUCAUGGGCGACAAAGCUCGCAUCAACAUUGAGUGCAUUGAAUGCUGUGGAAAGCACUUGUACGUGGGCACCAAUGACUGCUUCAUCCACCACUUUCUGCUGGCUGAGGUCGCCUCCUCUAAAGGGAAGCCGGGUUACUUGGCUCAGAAGUUGCUGCACAAAUACCUUGGCCUCAAGAAACCUGUUGCUGAGCUGCGGGCUGCUUCUGCUCUGGAGCGUCUCAUAGUGCUCUGUGAAGGGAUAGUGUUCCUCGUUGACAUGGUGACGCUGGAAACGGUGCCCUCGGCAGGUGGAGGUGGAGCCAAGAUCAGGGGCGUGGCAUCAUUUUGUGUUAACGAGAACCCGGUGAACGCCGAUCCGUUCUGUGUCGAAAUGGGCGUGCUAUCCUCCAAACGGCGGACAGUCCAGAUUUACAUGGUGUACGAGGACAGAGUGCAGCUGGUGAAAGAGUUGACAACGCCCGAGCAGCCCUGUGCUGUCAGUCUUGACGGUUACUUCUUGUGCCUGGCUCUUACCACACAGUAUAUGAUCCUGAACUACAACACGGGAGCCUCCCAAGACCUCUUCCCUUACAACAGCGAGGAGAGGACACCCAUUGUAAAGAGAAUUGGCAGGGAGGAGUUUCUCUUAGCAGCACCUGGUGGUCUGGGAAUGUUUGCCAAUGCAGAGGGUGUAUCUCAGCGAGCUCCGGUCAGGUGGUCAGAGAGCGUGAUUGGUGCUGCUGUGUGUUUUCCAUACGUGGUGGCGUUGGACGAGAGCUUCAUCACCAUCCACAGCAUGUUGGACCAACAACUUAAACAGACCCUUUCAUUCAGGGAUGGCCAUAUUUUGCAAAACUUUGAAGGGAAGGUCAUUCUGGCUUCUACUAAGGCCGUGUACGUCUUAGUACCUCUGCCGCUAGAAAGACAGAUUCAAGACUUGCUGGCCAAUCACAGAGUGGAGGAGGCGCUCAUUCUCACAGAGGGAGCGCAGAGAAAUAUCCCCAAAGACAAGUUCCAGAAUUUGCACAAACGAAUCCUCCAGCAGGCCGGAUUCAUACAGUUUGGCCAGCUUCAGUUUCUGGAAGCGAAAGAACACUUCCGGAAGGGUCAGCUGGAUGUGCGGGAGCUGAUAUCUCUCUGCCCGUUACUGCUACCAGCUUCCUCUUCAUUCACGCGGUGCCACCCUCCUCUCCACGAGUUUGCAGAUCUCAAUCAUCUGGCACAGGGUGACCAGGAGAAAGUGUUGCGAUGCAAGAAGUUCCUCAUAAGUUAUUUAGGAGAGGUACGAAGCACAGAGGUGGUGAACGGCUGUAGAGAAGAUGUGGACACUGCACUGUUAAAGCUGUAUGCCGAACAGGACCACGACAGCCUUUUAGACCUCCUGGCUUCAGACAAUGCCUGCGUGCUAGCAGACAGUGUCCCAUGGCUGGAGAAAUAUCACAAAUAUUUUGCGCUGGGACUGCUCUAUCAUUAUAAUGGCCAGGAUUCAGCAGCACUUCAGUUGUGGAUUCGUGUGGCAGAUGGGGAGCUGCAAGACCCUACUAGAUCUGAUCUUUUUGAGUACAUUGUGGACUUUCUCUGCACCUCCUCUAAUGUGGACCUUGUAUGGAAGUAUGCAGACUGGGCCCUACGGAAGGAUCCCAUCAUAGGUGUCCACAUCUUCACUAAGAGGCAUACCAGUAAAGACCAGCCGGAAUUGAACCCUGAUGAUGUCAUCACUUACCUGGGAAAGCACAACCAGGCACUUCUGCUCUACUUGGAGAACCUGGUGCUGGAGAAAAGGGUGCAGAAGGAGAAGUUCCACACACAUCUAGCUGUGUUGUACUUGGAGAGGGUGUUCUCUUUGAUGUCACAGUCUCCAAAAGAUGAGGAACAGCUGACCAAAGCUAGGGAAAGGCUUCAAGCCCUGCUCAGGGAGUCCGACCUAUACCGUGUACAGUUUCUUUUAGCUAAAAUGGAGAACUGUGAAGAACUGCUGCUAGAGCGUGCAACACUACAUGGAAAACUAGAGGAGCAUGACAAAGCGCUGCACAUUCUGGUGCACCAGCUCAGAGACUUCCCGUCUGCCGAGGCCUUCUGCAUAUGGGCCUCUUCUAGUAGAGAUUCGGCGUACCGACAGCAGCUCUUUCACCUGCUGCUGGGGGUGUAUUUGGAUGGGAGCCCUCCUGGGCAAUUGGGAGACAGCGGAGCGCUGGAGAUGGCGGCAGUGGACCUCCUAAAUCAGCACGGGGAGGUGUUUGACGCGGUCCGUGUCCUGCGAAUGCUGCCAGAAGGCUGGUCACUUCAGCUGCUGCGUCCCUUUCUGGGUCGAGCCAUCAGGGCCAGCAUGCACGCCUGCCGCACGUCCAGGAUCGCUUUAGGGCUCGCACACUCUGAAAACCUUCAACUGCUGCAUGAUAGGUUGAAAGAGUGUAAGAGACCCGUCUUUGUGUCUGAAAAGAAGGGAUGCCACCUGUGCCACAACACCUUCAGCGAGCCCAGCGUGGUGUGUCUGCCCGGUGGAGUGCCUGUCCACACCCACUGUGUUGCCCAGAGAGUAAGAGACUCUCCCACAAAGAGACAGUUGACUAAUAGCAGUAAACACACGUGAGACUUAACCCUUUUUAAGAAACCUCAUGGCUUGGGAUGAGAGGCAGCAAACUAUAGCAGGAUGCGCUGAGAUUUUCAAUGGCUGAGGACUGUGGGGAUGACAAAAGCACAGAGCCCCAGUUCCCCUAGUGGGCUCUGCAGCUGUGGAGUUAACAAGACACACAAAGAAGGCUGGGCGACUGUGUGGGGGACUCGAGCGCCGCAGUUGUACUGCACUUUCAGACUUACAGUUUGAUUUCUGUUCCAUUCUGUGGCCGUCCUGUCUUUGUUUUUUCUUCUUUUUUUUAAAAUCCUAAAUUCAAGAAACUGCUUGAACUACAGAACAUAAUAUUUGAAUCUCAUUGCAUAUAUUUCUGAAGCAUGAACAGUCUUACACUUUUGGGUCUAAUCGGCUCCAUAUGGGUAUUGUAUUAAUACUGUUCUAACCUGUCUUAACUCGCACAUUACAGAGUUGGGUUGUAAUGUGAAUACUACAAAGGCUCAUCAGUACUGAUGGAAAAAGUCUGUUUUUCUUUUUCUUUUUUUGUAUGUCUUUGACUCUUUGUUCUGGUCUCAAAGCUGCUUUUCCUCCACCCACAAUGAUGUUGUAUUAGUUGGUAACUGACAAGCAGCAAUUUGAUCCAAACCCACUAAAUGAUUGUCAUAGCAAGGUUUAAACAAAUAAACACCAACCUUUUGUGGAGCAGCAACAACAUAAAAUGUCAAAAUAACAGUGCUUCACUUAUGAAUAAGUGUAAUUGGACAUUUAUUAGACUAUACACAUCACAUUGACCUUCUACAAGUUGCACAAAUGAGAUGAAUCCUUAAUGAUGUGACAGUUAAUCUUACAGCGUAACUGAAAUGAACCUGCAUACAUUUUGUCUGGUUUCAAGCAACAAAUAAAUAAAAUUUCCAUUGCCCCAAGCAUGCAUGCAUACAUUUUGUUUGUUUGAACAGGCCACUCAUACUGUUAGAUAUCCUAAUGUAUGCAUGUACGCAAUACUGAGCAAAACAUUUAAGUUGAAGUAUAGGCUAUUUGUUUAAAAUUUGUGUACAAGAUCAAUCAUGUAGAACAACAGGCCACGAACUACAACUCUCUCCAUUGAAAGUGCAAAGUGCACCCGUCUCAUUUCUGUGAUUCAAAGAGCCUGUAAAAUUCUCAGCUUUCUCAGUUUUGGAUUUGCAUUUAAUGCAACAAGUGUUAAAACUGCCCGCAGUGAACGUGACAACAAAGAUUGUGAGACUUCAUAAAAAUGGCAGUGUGGCCAAGAGCAUCAGUAGUAUGCAAUGACAUUUAAGGUGAAACGCUUGAGGAAAAAAUGAACCGUGCACAAAAUAAACUGAUGGGUAAGUGGGUGAAAGAUCCUGCAUGAAGUCAAUUAACAGUGUCUGUUCUUCACACACCUGUGACAUCGUAACAGGAAAAGUAGUCAAGUUAGUUAUGGCAUCAUAGUCUUUGGUCUAUGAGAAUGAGGUGGACAUGCAAAGACAGGCUCCAAACAUAAGUGUAAUAUUCUUUUGUUAUGAAAAUAUAACAAAGGAAUAUUACACUUAUGUUUGUCUUUGCAAGUUGCCUAACCUGUUUAAAUGUUUUAAAGAUCACAUACGUCCCACUAAUACGUUCUUUUUAAAAAGAUCAUUAUUUCACUGAGGUUUUGUGUAUUCAUUUGAAUCCUUUCAGCAAAACACGUUUCAGAGGAAAAUGUGUGUGUGCGGGAUGUG
Molecule: messenger RNA, 4584 nt
Organism: Haplochromis burtoni (Burton's mouthbrooder)
Lineage: Eukaryota; Metazoa; Chordata; Actinopteri; Cichliformes; Cichlidae
Gene: tgfbrap1
Product: transforming growth factor, beta receptor associated protein 1
Exons: 13
Coding region: 266-2884 (872 amino acids)
Biological process (GO): autophagy; intracellular protein transport; vesicle-mediated transport
Cellular component (GO): membrane; cytoplasm
Source: RefSeq, a predicted model, not a curated record